CCCGUCAAAUAAGCAAAUACGCUCCCCUAUGAGCGAAAAAUUUUCUGUUGAUACUCGUUGACAAAAACAUACUCCGUGAACUCCGCCGCUAUCUCACGCGAAUGUUGAGCGCAAUAAAACGCAAGAUAACACGGGUAACAUAGACGUGUCAAAUGAUAAUCGGUGGAAAAGAAAUGCAUGUCCUAAAUUAUGACUUCGAUGGAGAUUAAGAAUGCCCUCGCGUUAUCUGCGUCGAUCUGUACAAUUUUACAAUUCCUAGCCGGAAUAUUGGUAUGUAAGAAAUAUAUCAGAAAUGGUACAACCGGUGACAGCUCCGGCUUAGCCUUUGUCACAUGUUUCAUGUCCUGCAGCUUAUGGUUAAUAUAUGGAGGACUCAUUAAGGAUUUGUUCAUCGUAUCUGUAAAUAUUUUUGGAACAGUCUUACAAAUAUGCUACGUGCUCAUUUACAUCUUGUACAGCGUGAAAAAAUCGACCACUAUCAAGCAAUUCGUAGCAGCGGACUUCUUCGUUUUGCUCAUGUAUCUUUAUAGCAUUUACCAAGAGGACAAGACCCUAGCCGCAAAGCAUGUGGGGUUUCUCAGCUGCAGCCUGACCGUACUGUUCUUCGCAUCGCCACUGAUCCUACUUACACACGUGAUAAGAGUAAAAAGCGCAGACAGUUUACCGUUUCCAGUGAUAGUGGCUUCGAUGGUAGUAUCGUGCCAGUGGUUCGCGUACGGAUGCCUGCUUGGCGACCAGUUUAUACAAAUACCAAACUUCAUGGGCUGCGUUUUAUCGGCUUUUCAACUCUCCCUGUUUCUGAUUUACCCGAGCAAACGAACGGAUCAAGCCUAUUUUAUAUAAAAAUUAUCAUGCGUUUUGUAUUAUAAUUAAAUUGUAAUUACAGUUUCCGCUCUGUGCAAAAUAACAUUGAUGUUAAUGUUGUAACAAAUAUUAUACUAGUGGUAUAAAAAUACUGAUUUACAUAA
Messenger RNA from Ooceraea biroi (clonal raider ant), 968 nucleotides. RefSeq names its product sugar transporter SWEET1 (gene slv). Gene Ontology annotation, molecular function: sugar transmembrane transporter activity. The record is from RefSeq and is a predicted model, not a curated record. NCBI's taxonomy places the organism in Eukaryota, Metazoa, Arthropoda, Insecta, Hymenoptera, Formicidae. Gene Ontology annotation, biological process: carbohydrate transport. Gene Ontology annotation, cellular component: membrane.